Onychomys torridus (southern grasshopper mouse) is the source of this 2934-nucleotide messenger RNA. It is a transcript of the gene Klhl6, whose product is annotated as kelch like family member 6. Gene Ontology annotation, molecular function: protein binding. The transcript has 7 exons. Gene Ontology annotation, biological process: B cell receptor signaling pathway; germinal center formation. Lineage: Eukaryota; Metazoa; Chordata; Mammalia; Rodentia; Cricetidae. Bases 47 to 1909 code for a protein of 620 amino acids. The record is from RefSeq and is a predicted model, not a curated record.
AGUGUGACCUCCCCGAAACUUGGCAGCUCCUUUAGUCUGGACGUUGAUGGCAGGACAAAGAGGCGCCUGCACCAUGAGCGACGACAUGGUAGAGAGGAGCUUGGAAGGACCCUCAGCACUCACUACAGACAAGCCCUCCCAGAAGAGGGGAGACUUGGUGGAGAUAUUAAAUGGGGAGAAGGUAAAGUUUGACGACACGAGGCUUUCCUUAAUUCUUCAGAACGGCCUGGAGACCCUCCGAGAGGAAAACGCUUUGACAGAUGUCAUCUUGUGUGUGGACGUUCAGGAGUUUUCUUGCCAUCGUGUGGUGCUUGCUGCCGCCAGCAACUACUUCAGGGCCAUGUUCUGCAAUGACUUAAAGGAGAAGUACGAGGAGAGGAUCAUCAUUAAAGGGGUGGACGCGGAGACCAUGCACGCUCUCCUGAACUAUACCUACACAAGCAAGGCUCUGAUCACCAAGCAGAAUGUUCAGCGGAUUCUGGAGGCUGCCAAUCUUUUCCAGUUUCUGCAGUUGGUGGAUGCCUGUGCCAGCUUCCUCACAGAAGCCUUGAACCCAGAAAACUGCAUUGGAAUACUGAGGCUAGCGGACACACACUCCUUGGACAGUUUAAAGAUGCAAGUUCAAAGUUACAUCAUUCAAAACUUCGUUCAGAUUCUGAACUCCGAGGAGUUCCUUGAACUUCCGGUGGAUACCUUAUAUCACAUCUUGAAGAGUGACGACCUUUGUGUGACCGAGGAGGCUCAGGUGUUUGAGACCGUGAUGAGCUGGGUCCGGCACAAACAGUCAGAACGACUCUGCCUCCUCCCUUGUGUUCUCGAGAAUGUGCGCUUACCACUUCUGGACCCGUGGUACUUCGUGGAGAUGGUUGAAGCAGAUCCUCUAAUUAGACAGUGUCCUGAGGUCUUCCCACUGCUGCAGGAAGCCAGGAUGUACCACCUUUCUGGAAAUGAGAUUAUCUCAGAGCGCACCAAGCCCAGGAUGCAUGAGUUCCAGUCUGAGGUGUUCAUGAUUAUUGGCGGCUGUACCAAAGAGGAACGAUUUGUGGCAGAGGUGACCUGCCUGGACCCCCUGAGGCGCAGUCGCCUGGAGGUGGCCAAGCUUCCACUGACAGAGCAUGAGCUGGAGAGUGAGAAUAAGAAGUGGGUGGAGUUUGCCUGUGUGACAUUAAAAAACGAGGUCUACAUCUCAGGUGGCAAAGAAACACAGCAUGAUGUUUGGAAAUAUAAUUCUUCAAUCAACAAAUGGAUUCAGAUAGAGUAUUUAAACAUAGGCCGCUGGAGGCAUAAGAUGGUCGUGUUGGGUGGCAAAGUCUAUGUAAUUGGGGGAUUUGAUGGCUUACAAAGGAUCAACAAUGUGGAGACUUAUGACCCCUUCCACAACUGCUGGUCAGAGGCCGCACCCCUCCUGGUCCAUGUCAGUUCCUUUGCGGCUGCUAGCCACAAGAAGAAGCUGUAUGUCAUUGGAGGAGGACCCAAUGGGAAGCUGGCCACGGACAAGACUCAGUGUUAUGAUCCUUCGACCAAUAAAUGGGUUUUGAAGUCGGCCAUGCCAGUAGAGGCUAAAUGCAUCAAUGCAGUGAGUUUCCAGGAUCACAUCUAUGUUGUUGGCGGUGCCAUGAGAGCGCUUUAUGCCUACAGCCCUCUGGAAGACAGCUGGUGCCUGGUGACGCAGUUCAGUCAUGAGCGAGCCAGCUGCGGCAUUGCGCCCUGCAACAACAAGCUCUACAUCACCGGCGGGAGGGACGAGAAGAACGAGGUCAUUGCCACUGUGCUCUGCUGGGACCCUGAGGCUCAGAAGCUGACAGAGGAAUGUGUCCUGCCACGCGGUGUGUCUCACCAUGGCAGUGUCACCAUCAGGAAGUCAUAUACUCACAUCCGGCGGGUUGUGCCUGGGGCCGUGUCUGUGUGACUGCCAGGGAAACCAAGAAUGUGCCCUCGGAGCCUCUGAGCACUGAUUCUGCACCCUAGCUUGCUCAGGUCUCUUGUGAGCCUUAGGCUUGGCUUGGAUUUAAGGCUUAUCAUGGGGCACCUUAUGAGCCCAGCCGGGAAUGCUUGUGUGACCUAUCAGGAUGAAGGGUAAUGUUUAACAUUCCAUACAUGCCUACAUGCCCUGGCCUGUGCCAGCCACUUAUCCAUGGUAAUUCGCUUAACUGUGGUAAUGACCUGCUGUCAGAUAGUAUCACGCCUGUCUUAGAGGUGAAGAAAAGGAAUUUCAGACAGGCCAACUUUCACCAGGUCACUCAGAGAGCAAGUAUCUAAGCCAGAAUAAACCCAGGUCUUUCCAUAUCAGUCCCUGUCUCUCACACCACACUGCUUAACUCAGGAAAACUGAAAGCCAACCCCAAACUUGGCUGGUUCUUUCUGGCAAUGUGGCUGAAGACAAGGGAAUAAAGGAGUUUUUCUGUGCUCCCUUCCUUUUAUUCCUUGUAUGUAUGAGAGUCUUGGAGACUUUUGGGCCACUUGUCAAGAGCAUCUCCCACCGGACAUGUCUGUUGGGACUAGUCUGGGAAGCCUGUUUGUUUUGAAAAAGGUGAAAGACAUGUCCCAUUUCCCCCACAUCGUAAAGGUUGUUUUUGAUGACAGGAUGUGCCAUUUUGGACUAUCACUGCCAGUUGGUGGCUGGGGGUGGGUGGCUCCCUGGAUAAAGCUCUUGCUGCUGUACAAGCCUGAAGACCAGUGUUAGGAGCCUAGAUCCCACAGGAAAGCUGAGCAGGCAGGCAUGGCUGCCUGAAGUCCCAGUGCUUGGGAAGCAGGCACAGGGCUUCCCUAGGUCAAGCUGGGCAGUUCAGUCAGUCAGGAGACUGUGUCAGGGAAUGAAAAUGGAGUGUGAUUGCCUGGAAGAGGGCUCAGCAGUGGAAAGUGGGGAGUGACUGAGGAAGUCAUUUGCCAUCAACUUUGGGUCUUCACACUUGUGAACACACACCGCAUACACGU